Messenger RNA from Amoebophrya sp. A25, 4216 nucleotides. Lineage: Eukaryota; Dinophyceae; Syndiniales; Amoebophryaceae. The record is from the annotation of a GenBank genome assembly.
CAGGAAUGUUUGAAUCGUACCUGCAAUUCGUCGCCCCUUGACGAUGUUGUAGCAGAGAGCCACCUUGGCAUUCAAAUUAAGAAUUCCCCAGUACAGAAGACAUCAGGGGAACUACGUACUUCACUUAGUUGAUUCCCGUUUCUGAAGAAGACAGAAAGCACAUGAAUGUUCGGAAAUGGACGGCAAAAAGUAUCAGAAAGACCGCAAAUUGUCGCGGGUAUCGGAGGUUUCGACUGCAGAGGAGCAGUACCUCUCGCGACGCGGCCGUCGUGCAUCACGUGUGAAACCGCUAGACAACGAUGAGGAGCGGUCCGUCGUAUCUGCCUCGGACGCGUCGUCACGGGGCGACCUCGAGGUUGUCCGCCAGACUGCGUCAGGAGCGCGCAUUUUCGUGAAUAAAGACCAGCAUGCAUCCAGCCGGGACAACAGUACGGCCUUUCCGUCGAGCAAAGGGGGCAGCAAGGAGACCAGCCCGAGCUUGCAUUCAAAGCACAGCGUGCGAGUAAACUUCGAUGCAUCGCCCAUGAGUAGUAGCUACUAUCUGCGAAGUCCAAAACUGCGCGAGAUGCAGGCUGAGAAGCUCAGGCGCGAGGAAGAGGAGCGAGUGGCGGCGGAAGAGGCAGAGCGAGCAAAGAAAGGAUUUUCGCUCAAAUGCUCUAAAUCCAUGACGCUCGACGAGCCGCCUGGUAAUUGACUAGUCCAUAAAUGAAUAUGGCUUGCUCUCAGGCGCGCUUGUUGAAGUGACCGUUGAUCGUCUACUUCCUCUCCUAGUUGUUGCGUCAAUCCUUGAGACAAGAACCUCCUUGUCCUAGGCCUCCUUUAUUAUAUCAAUGGCACCCUUACUAGAUGAAGACGCCUCUUGGGUAUUGAAGACCCGGUACUAUAUACAGUGCAUCCUCGCCGCUCAAAAAUUCGAUGCUGCCAUUGGAUUCGUCAUUCUCCUAAACAGCAUAACCAUCGGAUGGGAGGUAUCUUGUCUCUGCCAAGCUCCAUUCUAUUAUGUUCUCUGUUUCAAUGAUAGAGGACUCAUUCGCCCUGAAAACAUACGAGGUCUUGAAUCGCACAAGUUUUUUGAUUAAUGGAAUUUACAACGCCAGGCUAAAUCCCCCGUAUACGUCGUAAAAUCUCACCGUUCUCUGCUUCCCUAUAUACUUCAGAGCAAUUGCGAAAUUGUGGGCCAGGAUACGCAAUUUUUUGAGGACAUAGAGCAUAUUUUCCUGGGGAUCUAUUCAUUAGAGCUUCUUGCACGCUUUUAUGCUUUUGGGUUCGGCUGUCUCAAGUCCGGGUGGGUAGCAUUUGAUGCGGUUCUCGUCGUAGUCGGUAUCGCCUCCACGUGGGUCCUUCCAAGCAUAUUUACUGAAACUCCAGAAGAACUCGGUCCAUUGCUAGUGUUGCGUGUAUUGCGACUUCUGCGGCUUGCUAGGGCGGUACAUAUAGGAAAAGGAGUUUCUUACUCUACAUGUUUGUCUAGUGUUUUGCUGAUUCGGAUGGAUUUCAUGUGAAUAUGUCUCUCGUCCCGAACUAGCUGAUUAUUAUCAUAGCAAGACUCGUAGAGUUUGACGUCGGCCAUUCCUUGCGAGGCGCUAGCUUUUAUGCUCACAAUAUCAUCCUCGUCAAGCAACAAUCCAGCUUUCUUUCAUACAUAGGUGCGCCUCCUCGUCGCGUUCAAGACACUGUGGAUGUUGGUCCGAGGAUUGCUCUCGAGUGCUGGAACUAUGUGUUACACCUUCGUCCUCAUCUUCUUAAUUCUCUACGUCAGCGGGGUCCUUGCGGUAGAGUUGAUAACGAAAAACAAAGCCCAGUACAGGGACGACCCCGAGAUCUACAAGAUAGUCGAAGACCAUUUCUCGGGACUCUUUGUCAUCAUGCUUACUCUGGUACUCAUAAUUUGUUUUUCUAGUCUCCCUCUUGCUGUUGCUGUUUUUCAUCUAUGUAUUGCAGAAAUCGCUAUCAUUUCAUGUGCUAUUGCUUCUUCGACGUGCUCGCGAUGUGCUGGCUAUGCACCACUUACUAACUUAUCGUAUCGAAUAGAUGCUAGUGUGCCACCGCUCAUACACAUGACUCGCAUAGGUGCAAUUCGUGACAUUGGAUUCUAUCGGCGUAAUAUAUGUGCCGAUGAUCAAACACUCACCUGGGCUUGCAGUCUUUUUCAUGGGUUUCAUCCUCAUUGUUGCCGUUGCUUUGAUGAAUUUGGUGACAGCCGUCAUCGUCGAAGGCGCCAUUGAGCAAGCGAAAUCCGACAAGGAGGUGCAAGCAGCAUAUGAAGCACAGCGUCUGCAAAGGUUACUCCCAGAACUUCGAAUUAUGUUUGAAGCACUAGAUGAAGAUGGGAGCGGUGAUAUCUCUCGAGAGGAGCUCAUAAACGGCUUGGCAUCGGAUCCGGCACUAAAGUUAUGUCAACACUUCAACUUCUUGGCAAAAUAUUUAGGCGGAACUUGAAGUGCUCCGUGCAGUAUUACUAAUCAGAGAUUAAUAUCUCGUCGCUGACACGCCAUCUAACUAAGGUACAAUGACUUGAUAACUUCUUCUAAUGCAGGAGGAGUUGUGCGGUAUAAUGGGUAGCGAUGAUCCCAUUGAGCUCUUCGAAAUGCUGGAUGUGGACGGGGGCGGAGAGGUGAGCAUCGACGAGUUCUGCGAGCAAAUCCUGAAAACAGUAACGUCAGACCGCCCAAUAGAGCUUGAAAGGAUAAUGAAGCUAGUGCGCGACUUGCCCCUGAUGAAAAAGGAUCUAGAAAUCGUGGCACACGCACUAGGCCAGCGGACAGCGGCAGAACGGCUUGCCGCGGAAGAAGGAUGGCCAGACUCUCUUAUGGUGAAGAAACGCUUUUGCUAGUGAUUUCAUUGACCUUAUGAUAUCGCGAUGCAAUUUCCUAUGCACGUCUUUAGAUUAAGCAAGUAUCAACUCUGAGCGACGCUGAAAGCACUAAGAUUCUUGCACGAUUUGUCAAUAUCCCCCGACUUUUUCUUCUCAACUCUAAUGAGUGAAUUAGUGACGGUGAACAUCUGGCUCUUGUGAGCCCGAAUCCAUUGAUGACACGCAGUCCCGCUCCCGCAGUCCCUGGCAGUGGACGCAAGAAAAAGAAGAUCAGCACAGUGUCGAGCAAUGCUGAGAAGGGCCGCGGCUCAAUUGGAGUCGGGAACGAGGCGAUCGAUGCGAUGAAUAUGCGCCUCACGAAAAUUGAAAGUGCGGUACAAGAAAUUCUGAAAAAAAUUGACGUCAGCUACAUCCAGAUGGAAUAUUGCUGAUUGAGCGCAUAUUUUUCGAAAUUAAAUCUGUCAAACUGUUCUGACCGAUAGACCGUAUUAAUCUUGCUUCAAUAACUACGUUUCAAAUGUCGAAACUACCGAUGGUCGUUUGACCGCUUCCUUGCUUUGCUAACAAUCUGCUGUGCCUACUAUGUCCUUGCUUUGCCGACUAUCUGGUGCUUGCUUUGCCGACUAUUUACUCAACAGAGCUACGGUUUGAACAGAAAAGGGCUAUUGCGAACUGUUGUAAUGCUCACUUAUUCGAAAACCUAAAAUAAUCGAGUUACUGACUGAAAUAAGAGGGUCUUGACUACCUUCCUCUUCUUUCAAUAGAAAAAAUAGGGAAAACGAAACUCUAGUUCAUCCAGUAUUAUGUUUUUUACUUGGGCCAAAUCAUGUUUGCGGCUGUCGUGUCGCAGGGCGGUCACUGAUAUACAAGCAGCUUGCUCCCGCUCCCCCUGUUUCAUUUAGUACGAUUGCCCCUUAAAAAGAAUACGACAAGAUGAAUAGCAACGAAGGAAAGUGAAAUUACUUUUUACCUCACGAAAUCUAGUGAUAAGCAACGAAAACAGUGCUUAGGUCGACAGAUGAAUAGAAGAGAUUGGCCUAGAGAAACGGUUCCGACAAAAUUAACAUUGUGACGUGCAAUUAUACGCGUAGGCUGUAGUACCGUUUUAGUCUUUCAUGAGCUUUGUGCUGAUGUUAAUGAGCUUUGUCGUACAGGUUUAGGUUACCGCCCGGUGUGUCGUUUUUUACGUAGAGCCAUGCUACCGUGCUUGUUUGAGUUCUUUUUCACCAUCGUUUGUUGCUGAUAGGCAUUAGGCAUUGCCUGUGACAUUGACAGAACAUGGGUCUGCGAUCAUACUAUUCACGUUGGACGAUCAUUUUGAUAAAAUAUCAUGUCGAGGCUCCAUCGCUUGAACUUAAGGUGCUCCUCAAUGUGGUGCCUGCCGCGUUGCAAGAUGACGUU